CUGUCACUGAUAAAGAUCUACCUUUACCGUCUGCAUCCUCUUUCUCAUCCUCAUUAACAUCUGCAUUGCUGCGUAAUCCUCAUUUAAAUUCUUGUCCACCAGAUAUCAUUGAUUCAAUCUCUUCAUGUAAUCAUCAUAAUUUAUCGUGUGAAAACAAUGCCACCACCACUACUACUAAUACUACUACUUCUGUUAAUCCUGAUUCCGAAAAUAUUGUUAAUGGUAGUCCUAUGGAAGAAUCAUCCAAUGUGGUUGUAACCGAUGCUGCAGUUGUUAAUACUACAGAUCUAAUUCAUCGUACUAUGGCUGAACAAAUAGAUCUACUGUCAAGUGCUACUCAUCAUCAUUCAUCAUAUCCUCCUGUCUUAUCAUCUCACAAUAUUGGUCAAACUAAUAAUAACUUGUUAUCAUUUACAUAUGUUACAAACUGUAAUUCUGGCCAGGUUGUUGAAUCAAAUACUACUACUAAUAGUAAUAAUAAUAAUAAUAAUAAUAAUAGUAAUAAUAAUAAUGGAUCGAUUGAUGCCUCUCGCCAUCAUCACCAACAACAACAACAAUCACUCCUUCAUGCAAAAAGAUCUAAUAAUCUUGAAGUAUCACGAAUAAUAGAUCAGUCUAGUUCAAUCAUG
Messenger RNA from Schistosoma turkestanicum, 629 nucleotides. The record is from the annotation of a GenBank genome assembly. Lineage: Eukaryota; Metazoa; Platyhelminthes; Trematoda; Strigeidida; Schistosomatidae.